Pseudopodoces humilis (Tibetan ground-tit) is the source of this 1191-nucleotide messenger RNA. NCBI's taxonomy places the organism in Eukaryota, Metazoa, Chordata, Aves, Passeriformes, Paridae. The record is from RefSeq and is a predicted model, not a curated record.
AUGUCUGCACGAGGCUCUGCAGCGGCCUUGGGGCUCAGUUCCCAGCCCAGCUGCAGCACUCCGGUGCCUGCACCGAGGAAUUCCCUCCUGGCACAGCCUGUCCCUCCUCCACGGAGCUGCUCCCUUGCCCUGCUCGGCCAGGAGGACAUCGUGGAGAGCUACAGCGGGAACUCCUGCGAGCUGGGGGUGGCUCUGCUGGACUGCAGCUGCUCGGCCCCAGACCCGCAGCUGGUGCGCAGGAUCGUGGCCCAGGUGGAGUUCUACCUGUCCGACGAGAACCUGGCCAAGGACACCUUCCUCCUCAAGCACGUGCAGAAGAACAAGAUGGGCUUUGUCAGCAUCAAGCUGCUGACAUCCUUCAAGAAGGUGAAAUACCUGACCCGGGACUGGCGCCUCACCCUGUACGCCCUCAAGUUCUCGGCGCUGCUGGAGGUGAACAAGGAGGGCACCAAAGUCAGGCGGCGGCUCCCCAUCCCCGAGCACCUGCUGAGCGUCCCCCCCAGCAAGCUGCUGGCCUGGGAGCUGCAGCCGCGGCAGCAGGAGCUGCUGCUGCAGGAGACCUUCCUGGAGACCAUCGCGAGGAUGUUCAGCCCCUUCGGAGCCAUCGCCUCCAUCCGCCUGCUGCGGCCGGGCCGCAAGCUGCCCUCGGACGUGCGCAGGUACUCGGGGCGCUUCCCCGAGCUGCUGAGCCGCUGCUGUGCCCUGGUGGAGUACGAGAGCCUGGAGAGCGCCCACAGAGCCUUCGAGAGCCUCGGGCACCGCGACUGGCACGGCGUCAGGGUGGUGCGGCUGUGCGGGAAGGGGGGGAAGAAGAAAGGCGAGGAGGAGCGGGCGGGCUGGAAGGGACCGGAGGCUGCUCCGAGCUUCCCCCGCAGCCUCGGGGCUUCCCUGGCCAGCAGCUCUCCGGAGUUGGAUGAUGAUGCCUCGGGGUCGCUGUCCCUCCUCCUGAAGCAGGACCUGCUGGCACCGACCUGGCCUGGCGGCGAUUUCACUCCUGGAAAUUCCAGCGCCUUCCCCGGCUCGCUGCUCCCCGGCGGGGGCUGGGACCCGCUCGGGCUGGGCUUGGGCGCCGAGAGCCGCCGGGCACCCUGGGAGCCCCUCGGCCUGUGGGACCGGGUCCUGCGCCUGCCCCACGGCCCCGAGGGCUCCGGCGGCAGCUUCGGGAGAGGAGAACUCGUCCUCCGGCGCUGA